AUGCAGACUGACGAGAGUUCAUCGGUAUCUAUCGACAUUGAUGAUAGUGGGCUCAUGCCGGAAGAGAUGGAGUCGUCUGAUGAAGAUGUACUGAGGGUCAACAGAAGGGGACGGAGAUUGCGAGUAAUUGAGUCUGAUUCGAAGGAUGAGGCAGACGAAGUCGACUUGGACCUCCCAGCAAAUUUCCAUCUCCGCCGAUACGGAAGGCUUUCAUGGAAUCUCCGGGAAUUGGAACGCCGUGAGGAGUUGAUAGAUUGGUUGAAGGAGGUAGAAAAGAAUCCAUCAGCAGGUCGAGAAGCCCUAGACCCACGACGUGAGGAGCUCGAAGUUGUAGCAAAUUGGAGGCAGCAAGAUCGGGAGCAUCAGGAGAUUUAUUUUGAUAUCCGUAUUCCACGUUCGCCAGUAAAAGGUUACUGGGUCCUCAAGUCAGAUGGAAAAAGGAAUGUGUUGUCGUCUUACUACGCUGCGCAAAUGAGAUUGAAUGUAUCACAGACCAGAUCGGAUGGAAAUGCCGCCUAUGGAGACCCAGAACACCCUCUUUAUGACGUAAUUAAAAACAGUAACAGAACAUGUUACGUAGCUAGACCACCUAUGGACAUCAUAUACGUGGCAUCUCUAAUUCAUCCGGAUAAGAUGGGUGCUGAUUUGUGGGAAACUAUUAAAUCAAUUGAACCGGUUCAAGAGGACAAUCAGUUACAAGAUUAUAUUGGGAUAUAUAAUGGAAAUCAGGGGAAUUUUUCAAUGAGAACUGGCAACUUUUCUCCGAAAGAACAAAACCGAAGCAUUUUCGACAAAACCAUUGGUAGUAAUGAUCCAGAAUAUUGCAUUGAAAAGAAGGUUAUUCUAUGCAACUCAACAAAUACAAAGGAAAUUGGGGAAGGAUUCCUGAAGGCAUACGGACAUAAAUUCAACAAAAUCCAUGGAGUCGAGCGCUACAUAAUAACGGAAACCGCAAAACCACCAUCUGAUCUGAUUAAGAAAGCACAUAAAUAUGCCGUCGAUGGGGUCCCAAUGUUUGAAUUCGUUGAAGAUGAAGAUCUGGAGCGGUCCAGCCCACCCCUUUGGGCUACUCUCGACCAAGUGACCACACUCCCAUACACCAUCUGUAAAAAAGAUCUGUUAAUCCGAUACGACCCAAACAACCCGUACGAAAAGCGACAUUACAAGUCAUUCAAGAAUUUUGAUCGAUUGGUGGAAGAAUUUGGCUAUCCCCCUGAAGAGUAUUUUGUGACCGUUGAUGAUUCUCGAGAUCACCUUCGAUACUGA
Folsomia candida is the source of this 1266-nucleotide messenger RNA. RefSeq lists its product as uncharacterized. The record is from RefSeq and is a predicted model, not a curated record. Bases 1 to 1266 code for a protein of 421 amino acids. The transcript is spliced from 5 exons. NCBI's taxonomy places the organism in Eukaryota, Metazoa, Arthropoda, Collembola, Entomobryomorpha, Isotomidae.